Leptinotarsa decemlineata (Colorado potato beetle) is the source of this 1772-nucleotide messenger RNA. RefSeq names its product apyrase. NCBI's taxonomy places the organism in Eukaryota, Metazoa, Arthropoda, Insecta, Coleoptera, Chrysomelidae. Gene Ontology annotation, cellular component: plasma membrane. Gene Ontology annotation, biological process: AMP catabolic process. Gene Ontology annotation, molecular function: 5'-nucleotidase activity. The record is from RefSeq and is a predicted model, not a curated record.
UAACAAAUUCUUAGUACCAGUUGAUAAAUGUGUAGCUGCCAGAUCCAAGGAUGAUUUAUUGGUUGCUCUUUAUAGUAUUUGCUGUAACAUCGAUGAAUUGUGCGAACCUUCAUGUGGAAAUAGAAAAGAUUUUUCAGCUGUCCGUUAUACACUUCAAUGAUUUUCACGCAAGGUUUGAUCAGAUUAACGAUUCGGGUGGUGUCUGCAAAGCUGGCGAGAAUUGUAUUGGUGGAUUUUCCAGACUAUACCGCCAAGUUGAGGACAUUCUAACAGAUAAGCCAAGUUCCAUUUUGUUGAAUGCGGGGGACAGUUUCCAGGGAACUCUUUGGUAUACAGUGGGAAAAUGGAAUGUCACGCAACAAUUCAUGAAUAGACUUCCAAUAGAUGCCGAGGUUUUAGGUAAUCACGAUUUUGAUGACGGCAUUUCGGGGGUAGUUCCUUACAUAAAGAGUCUGCAUCACCCUGUUGUUGUUUGCAACAUAGAUGAUGAAUUGGAACCAGAAAUUCAAAGAAUCUAUCAGAAGAGUAUCGUGAUUGAAAGAGAAGGAAAGAAAAUUGGGGUCAUUGGAGUUAUAUUAUCGGAAUGUGAUAAGAUCGCCAAAACUGGUCAACUGAAGUUCUUACUAGAAUCGCCCAGUGUAAAUGCAGAAGCGGAACGUUUGGUGAAGGAGGAAGGAGUGUUCACGAACAUUGUAUUAUCUCACUCUGGAUACGACAUUGAUAAGAAAAUAGCUGCCAAUGCCUCUGAGAAAAUUAGCCUCAUUGUUGGUGGUCAUUCUCAUACUUUUUUGUUCACUGGAGACGAUCCACCAGGCCCUGACAUUGUUGGUGGUCCAUAUCCAACAGUUGUGAAGAGUAAAUAUGGGCACACUGUUUUGGUAACUCAAGCGUCAGCGCUGUGCAAGUAUUUGGGAAACAUUACUAUAUUUUUUGAUGAAAAUGGAGAGGUAAUCGACUAUUCCGGACAGCCAAUUUUUUUGAGUUCCAAUCAUCAACAAGAUGAGCAAAUCAAUCAAGAACUGUCACUAUGGAAAAACAUGGUUGAGUCCCAAGGAGAUGUAGUCUUGGGAUCUACCUUUGUCACUCUCAGUGGUGAAAGUUGUUAUAAUCGAGAAUGUUCUCUGGGAAAUUUUGUAGCUGAUGCAAUGGUUUACGCUUAUACAAGCGACAUUGGCGGAGGGCCUUGGACUAGAAGCUCCAUUGCUGUGGUGAAUCCAGGUGGAAUGCGAAACGAUAUCAGAAUAGGAGAUAUAACAUACAAUGAUUUGGCUACUGCUCAACCGUUCGAAAAUACCUUUGAUAUUGGUGAAAUAGACGGAGUACAUCUGAGAGAAUUGUUUGAGUAUACGAGCUUGCCGUACGGAUAUAAAAACGCCGAAAACAGGUUGAAUAUAUUACAGGUUUCUGGUUUAAAGAUUAUAUACAACCUUAAGAAACCCGAAGGCCAGCGACUGGAAUCUUUGAAGGUUCUUUGUCAAAACUGUUCUGUUCCAGUUUAUGAAGAUCUUGACGAUAAUAAAACAUACAGCAUUGUUGUUAUUUCACAUCUGUUGGAUGGAGGACGAUAUCCAAUACUGACGAACAAAGUGAAGAAUCGAACAACUGGGCGCCUCGAUAUGGACGUUUUCAUAGAGUUUUUAGCAAAUCGUGAUCCUGUCUUCAUUGAGACAGGAACAAGACUUACAUUCAAUUAAAUGAAAAUUUGAUUUGUAUUUACAAGAGUUCAACGAUUAUAUAUUCAUCUAUUUAACAUGUAGUUCCGAUUAUGAUUC